CUGUCGCCUCUCCGAUUAGUUUUGUUUGGAUGCGGCUGAGUGCAGUUUUGUUUCCGAGUGGAUGGUGUGAUUUUAGUUUUACCACAGCAAAAUGAAUGCUGCCGCGAAGAUUAUCGCCAUCGCCGCUUUAUUCCUAUGUGCUAACGCCGAAGUGCAAGGCAAAAAAGGCCAAACUUGUGAAAAACUCUUGAGGGAAUAUGCAGCGAACAGCUCUCACUUCAUCCAAUGUACCAUCGAUUAUGGUGUACCAGUGAUGUACUGUUUAAAUUGCGCAGGGAUGUAUCAGGAUUUAAAAACAGGCUACGACAAUUUGCUCAAUGGGAAUGAACUAUUAAAAAAUGCAACGGAAAAGAAAUGUUUUGAUAUAUACUUCAAUCAAGAUCGGCUGAAUAUUGUUUCGCAAUCCCACGAUGUCUUAACAAAUUUUUGGAGCGAAGCAUUUUGUAGAGAAUGCAUUGAUUCGAAUGGAACCGUAAGUGAUGAAACUAAAGCCUUUUAUCAAUUCAACGAUAAAUACCAGACAUGUCAGACUAAGUCCAAAGAUUUUUGCGUUGAUUGCAAGGGGUUUUAUGUGGACCUCAACAAUAAGUAUAAAGAUAUAACAAAGAAUAAACAAAUCUGCUUUGAUAUUCAAGAUUCCAUGAAUCGCACGAGAACGUUUUGGACACAAACCUGUGGCCAUGAUGCACCAAAAGCCAGUUUGGUAGCCUUCGCGGCUGUAAGCUCAACACUGACAUCAAUUCCGAUUUUAUUCUAUUGCGGUUUUUUUAUAUAUUAUCGGAGACGGGAAGAAAAUCAUCAAAUUAUAGAUGCACAAAACACUGAAAGGGAAAAUCCUGAACCAUCACAUAGCGGCGAACGUCUUUGGAAUGUUCCUUCAACGUCUACUGGUUUUAUUGAAAGCAACAGUACACUUAAUCUUGAGGCAAAAUCGCAAGCAGAUGAUGCCGGAAGUGAUGAAGAUCUCUUACUUUAAGCUAAUCUGUUUUUCUACACUACAUUAAGGGAAUAUCAUGUUUUUUUUUCUAUUUCGAAGUACAUAUUAUUAAAUUGUUACCAAAAACGAAUUA
Molecule: messenger RNA, 1070 nt
Organism: Hermetia illucens (black soldier fly)
Lineage: Eukaryota; Metazoa; Arthropoda; Insecta; Diptera; Stratiomyidae
Product: osteopetrosis-associated transmembrane protein 1
Exons: 5
Coding region: 92-976 (294 amino acids)
Cellular component (GO): cytosol
Source: RefSeq, a predicted model, not a curated record